This is a messenger RNA of Racocetra persica, 190 nucleotides long. Lineage: Eukaryota; Fungi; Glomeromycota; Glomeromycetes; Diversisporales; Gigasporaceae. The record is from the annotation of a GenBank genome assembly.
AUGGACGACAAUGUGAACGACUCCGUGGACGACAUGGACGACUCCGUGGACAGCGACGUGGAUGAUAACGAUACGAACACUUCUGCGCUUCCAAAUGGAGUGUAUAAUGAUAUGAAUCAAUUUAUGCUUUUAAAUGACGAAGAGGAUGAUGAUGAUAUGGCUUUACGUCCCGAGCAAUUAGAAAAGCUUG